This is a messenger RNA of Tetranychus urticae (two-spotted spider mite), 730 nucleotides long. RefSeq names its product mitochondrial ribosomal protein L41 (gene mRpL41). The record is from RefSeq and is a predicted model, not a curated record. Gene Ontology annotation, biological process: translation. Gene Ontology annotation, molecular function: structural constituent of ribosome. Gene Ontology annotation, cellular component: mitochondrial large ribosomal subunit. Lineage: Eukaryota; Metazoa; Arthropoda; Arachnida; Trombidiformes; Tetranychidae.
CAUCUUCAUCUCAAUAAAUAAAGCUUGAACCUGGUUUUUUCACGUUCUCUUGUUAUUAAUCUGCUGUCUCAAGAUUUUAUACAUUUUAUAUUUGUUUUGAUUGUUUUUGGUUUAAAAUGUUAAUCAUACCUAAAAGAGGUUUUCAUCUUUCAACAGUUAAUUGUAAAAGUUUAAAAAAUUUCUCCAAAUUUCCAAUACCCAAUGUAAGAAAUGCUUAUGAACCAAAGAGAAUACCUAAACGUUUAUUCGAAGAUUUUUAUAACUAUCCCAUUUCACGAGAUCCUCUGGGUAUAAGAUGGCCUGGAUAUUGGUUCAAAAGAAAAUUUGUUUAUGUCAAAGAAAUGGAACCUGAAUUGGUAGUUCCAGACUUGAAUGGAUUCAAUUUAAAACCCUAUGUUUCAUAUAGAGUACCGAAGAUUGAGAACAACAAGUUGACCGCUGAAGAGUUAUUCAAAUUAACAUAUGGUAACAAGAUAAUUGAAGCAUCUAUGAAUGGAGAAAAGGUUGAAGUGAGUUUCAAACCAGAGGAUAGUGAAGCUGCUAAAUUGAAACACUUGCAAACAGGAGCUGAUAUGUUUUGUUCGAGAAUUGCAGACAUGGAAGAAGAAGAUGAGGAAGAGGAUGAAAAGUAGAAACUGUUCUUUGUAGUAUAUUUAUUGAAGUUGUGUAUGUAAUUAGUACUUUAAUAUGUUCAGAACUAACAUUAAAAUUCAAGUGUUCAUCAAUACAA